Zasmidium cellare ATCC 36951 is the source of this 1002-nucleotide messenger RNA. RefSeq lists its product as uncharacterized. The transcript has a single exon. NCBI's taxonomy places the organism in Eukaryota, Fungi, Ascomycota, Dothideomycetes, Mycosphaerellales, Mycosphaerellaceae. Gene Ontology annotation, cellular component: cytoplasm. Bases 1 to 1002 code for a protein of 333 amino acids. The record is from RefSeq and is a predicted model, not a curated record.
AUGGCAUCAACCACCACCACAAUUUCCGGCAAGGCCGUCAACCCCAUCGGCUACGGCCUCAUAUCCCUCAUGCACCCAGGCCGAGUCUCACCCGCCGACGCAAUCAAGACCCUCAAAGCCGCUCUGAACGCCGGCUCCAACUUCUGGAACGCAUCCGACUACUACGGGACUCCAGAAUACAACUCCCUGCACCUCCUCAACGCCUAUUUCACGCAAUACCCCGAAGACGCGGACAAGGUGGUUGUGAGCGUGAAGAGCUGCAUCGACGUCCGGAACGGAAUCCCUCACUGCGAUCCGGAGAGUGUGCGGCAAAACGUGGAGAAGUGCCUGGCGAUUCUGGACGGGAAGUGUAGGCUUGAUGUGUUUGCACCAGGGAGGCUGGAUCCCGACGGGAGCGUCGAGGAGACUGUGGCGGCGAUUCAGGAGUUUGUCGAUGCUGGAAAAAUCGGCGGCGUGGGGUUGAGUGAAUGCAUUGGGGCAUCGUUGAGGAAGGCGAGCAAAGUGGCGAAGAUCCAGACUGUGGAGGUCGAGUUGAGUCUUUUCGAGAACAGGGGGAUUUACGAGAAUGGGGUCGCAGAUGCGUGUCGGGAGUUUGGGAUCCCUAUCGUGGCGUAUAGUCCCAUCGGAAGGGGGUUCUUGACGGGGCAGUAUAGGAAGUUUGAGGAUUUGGGGGAGACUGAUUAUAGGAAGAUGUUUCCGCGGUUCGCGAAGGAGCAUUUCGACAAUAAUAUGCAGAUUUUGCAUGCGGCGGAGGAGGUGGCGAAGAAGAAGGGAUGUUCGACAGUGCAGGUUGCUUUGGCCUGGGUCGUUGCGCAGAGGGGCGUUGUUGGAGCGCCUGUCAUUCCAAUCCCCGGGACGGCAUCGGAAGAGAGGUUGAAGGAGAAUACUGCGGUGGUGCAGUUGGGCGAGGAGGAUCUAGAAGAGUUGAAAGCGGCUUUGGAGAAGGUCGAGGUGCAGGGCGCAAGGUAUUCUGAGAAGCAUGCCAGGUUGUUGAAUAUCUGA